This is a messenger RNA of Heteronotia binoei (common prickly gecko), 2394 nucleotides long. RefSeq names its product myotubularin related protein 14 (gene MTMR14). Lineage: Eukaryota; Metazoa; Chordata; Lepidosauria; Squamata; Gekkonidae. The record is from RefSeq and is a predicted model, not a curated record. Gene Ontology annotation, molecular function: phosphatidylinositol-3-phosphate phosphatase activity. The coding region runs from base 64 to 2124 and encodes 686 amino acids. The transcript has 19 exons. Gene Ontology annotation, biological process: dephosphorylation.
UGUUUGGCGCUCUGCCUUCAGGCCAAUGGGAUAGACGCCCCGGGCGGGCCCUGUCGCUUCGUGAUGACGGCAUCCCUCUCUUUUUCCGGAAGCGGAAGGAGGUUGAGAUGGGGAAGGCGCCGCUGGGGCGACGAGUCUGGGGCUGUCGCCCGUGAUUGUGGGGCGGGGAUGGCAGGUGCCCGGGGCGGCCCCUCCCUCCUCCAGGGUGGCGGGGCUUGGGAGCGAGCCUUGGCGGAGUUGCUGCUGGAGUUUUCGAGGGCGCAAUACCGGGCCCGGGAUGGAGGUGGGGGAAGCAGUGCCGGCCCCGCAGCAGGAGGAGGGGGCGGUGGCAGCGGCGGCGGAGCCGGGAGCAACACGAAGGUGGAGCGUAUUGAAAAAUGCUGCCUUGAGUUGUUCAGCAAGGACUAUUGCUACAGCCUGAUCCAGAAUGUGAAUGGUGAAAUCUGCAGCCACUACCCCCGGCAGAUCAUCUUCUUGGAAUAUGAGAGCACUGAUCAAGAGAGGCAUGUGUAUGAGAGCACAAUCCAAGUCGGCAAGCUGCAGGACCUCAUCCAUCGCAGUAAAAUGGCGAGAUGCAGAGGGAGGUUCGUCUGUCCUGUCAUCCUCUACAAGGGAAAGCACAUAUGCCGCUCAGCCACCUUGGCUGGAUGGGGAGAACUGUAUGGGCGGACAGGAUAUAACUACAUUUUCUCAGGGGGCUCAGAUGAUGCCUGGGCGGAUACUGAGGACCUGUCAGAAGAGGAUUCAGCCUUCAGAAAUGCAGACUCGCAGCUGUUCGACAAGGUCCGGGGCCAUGACAUCAAGCUGUUGCGAUACCUGUCUGUCAAGUACAUCUGUGACUUGAUGGUGGAGAACAAGAAAGUGAAGUUUGGCCUGAAUGUGACGUCUUCUGAGAAGGUGGAUAAAGCUCAGCGCUACGCCGACUUCACCCUCCUCUCUGCCCCAUACCCAGGCUGUGAAUUUUUCAAGGAGUACAAAGAGCGGGAUUACAUGGCGGAGGGACUUGUUUUCAACUGGAAGCAGGAUUACGUUGAUGCUCCACUCAGCAUCCCUGCUUCUCUGACGCAGUCACUGAACAUCGACUGGAGUGAGUAUCAGAGCUGGGACCUGGUGCAGCAGACGCAGAACUACCUGAAGCUCCUGAUCUCUAUCAUCAACAGGGACGAUGAUGGUGGGCUCCUGGUACACUGUAUAUCCGGCUGGGAUAGAACACCUCUCUUCAUUUCCCUCCUGCGCCUUUCCCUGUGGGCUGAUGGGCUGAUCCACGCAACCCUGGAGCCUGCAGAGAUUCUCUACCUGACAGUGGCCUAUGAUUGGUUCCUCUUCGGGCAUAUGCUGGUGGAUCGGCUCAGCAAAGGAGAGGAGAUUUUCUUUUUCUGCUUCGAUUUUUUGAAGCACAUCACCUCCGAGGAGUUCUCCGCCGCCAAGCCGCUGAGAAGGAAGAGUCUGCCCCCUGGAUUUACAUUGGAAGAGAUCUGCAUGCUAAAGCAGAGGGACCGGGGCAGCACCACCAGCCUGAGCAGUGACUUCUCUCUCGUGAUGGAGAGUUCUCCUGGGGCAGCAGGGAACUUCACCUACGAAGCUGUGGAGCUGAUGCCGGCAGGCUCCCAAACGCAAGCUGCUUGGAGGAAAAACUGCGCGUCCUCUCCCCAGACAGUGCUAUGGAGCCGGGCUCAGCAACCUGAGGAUAAAUCGCCGUUUCAGAACGUGCUGGAAGCGAGGUCUUCCAGCUCCUCCUCUUCCAACCACUCAGAGAACUUCUCCAGGCUGGGCAGCAGUCCUUUGGAAGUUCCCAAAGCCAGAUCGACCGACCACUCGCUGCCCGGAUCCUCCUUCUCAACCGACUUUGGCAGCUGGCAGAUGGUAACGGGGAGCGGCAGUGUGCAGGAGCAGGCAGACCCCGCCCUCCCCUGCAGCUUCCCAGACGACCUCCCUAACAGCUGCCUGCUGGUGACACUGACGGAGCGGGAGUCUCGGCUGGAUGAGGUGCGUUCGGCGUUCCUAGCUACCUACAGCAGCACGGUGGCCCUGAAGCCUGUCUCUCCUAGCCCCUCAGGGGCCAUCGGGGGCCUGCUGGAGCAGUUUGCCCGGGGCGUUGGACUGAGAGGAAGCGGCAUCCUUUGACCUCACCCGGCACAAGCGGCUUUCUAGUCUGAAAGGCUGAAGGAACCUCAAAGCCAUGUGAGCCCAGAGUCUCUGGCCUUAUUCUCGGCUGGCUGCUGCCAGCCCCACUGCCUCUCUGCCAGCCCUUCUGGGUCCAUCACUGACUGAAAUCACAGCCUCUGCUGCCUGAGGCUGGGCUGGCUUCUACUGGAAGGUGGGGUUUCCUCCCCCAAAAUCAUGCAGGACUUGGCCAGCUCUGACAAAUCACCACAGUAAAAUGUGUCAAAAUAC